Messenger RNA from Seriola dumerili (greater amberjack), 3862 nucleotides. It is a transcript of the gene lig4, whose product is annotated as DNA ligase 4. The record is from RefSeq and is a predicted model, not a curated record. Gene Ontology annotation, biological process: nucleotide-excision repair, DNA gap filling; DNA biosynthetic process; double-strand break repair via nonhomologous end joining. The transcript is spliced from 4 exons. Gene Ontology annotation, molecular function: DNA binding; ATP binding; DNA ligase (ATP) activity. Gene Ontology annotation, cellular component: DNA ligase IV complex; DNA-dependent protein kinase-DNA ligase 4 complex. The coding region runs from base 158 to 2902 and encodes 914 amino acids. Lineage: Eukaryota; Metazoa; Chordata; Actinopteri; Carangiformes; Carangidae.
UUUGAAUACAAGGAAGUGUUGGGAAUGUAGCUCACUGUUUGGAGUUGGAGGAUACAAGGUCAUAUUAAAACAGGUUGGCUUGUCACAGUGAGACAUGUCAGAACAUGUUGAAGUUUGACCUGUGUGGAUCAAUAAUCUCCAACUGAAGAAUCUCACCAUGGAGGGAACUUCCAGAAGUGACGCUGCUGGCCAGCUGCCUGUCGCAGCACAGGUUCCUUUCCUUCACCUGUGUACCACUUUAGAGAAAAUCCAGAAGUCUAAACUCCGUCCAGAUAAAUCCAAGAUCCUUGGGGAUUUCAUUGCAUCAUGGAGGAAGUUUCAUUCUGCCCUCCACAAGGACAAGCCCAAAACAACAGACUCUUUCUACCCAGCUAUGCGCCUCAUAGUCCCCUCUUUUGAACGCGAGCGGAUGGCAUAUGGCAUCAAAGAGAACAUGUUAGCUAAACUGUACAUCGACGUACUAGGCCUUCCAAAGAAUGGCCCAGAGGCCAAUAAACUGCUGAACUACCGAGCUCCAUCUACAUCCCAAGGAGAAGCUGGAGACUUUGCGGGCAUGGCGUACUUUGUGCUGAAGAAACGGUGCACCAGCCAAGGCAACCUCAGCAUCAAAGAAGUCAAUGACUUUCUGGACUCGGUGGCCAUGAACAACGCCAGCAAUCAGAAGGAUCUUGUGAAAAAGAGUCUCCUGCACCUCAUCACCCAGAGCUCGGCUCUAGAGCAAAAAUGGCUCAUCAGAAUGAUCCUGAAGGACAUGAAGCUCGGGGUCAGCAAAGAAACUGUUCUCCAGGUUUUCCACCCGGACGCUGCUGAGCUCUACAAUGUCAACACAGACUUGAACAAGGUGUGCCAGCAGCUCCACAACCCGUCUGUCUCUUUAAGCGAAGUCUCCAUUGGACUCUUCUCUGCCUUCAAGCCCAUGUUGGCAGGUGUGGCUAACAUCCGCAAUGUGGAGAAACAGAUGGGCAACAGCCCCUUUUACAUCCAGACCAAGCUGGACGGGGAGCGUAUUCAGCUGCACAAAGAUGGAGACGUGUACAAAUACUUUAGCAGGAAUGCUUUUGAGUACACGCAGCAGUUUGGAGCAUCUGCACUUGAGGGCUCACUAACUCCUUACAUCCACAAUGUUUUCAAAAGCCACGUCGUGAACUGCAUCCUCGACGGCGAGAUGAUGGCGUACAACUCAAGCACAGAGAACUUCAUGCAGAAAGGGAGCAAGUUCGACAUCAAGAGGCUGAUGGAGGACUCCGAGUUACAGACGUGCUUCUGCGUGUUUGACGUGUUGUUAGUCAAUGACCAGAAGCUUGGCAAGGAAACACUGAAGAAACGCUAUGAGACCAUUCAGACGGUUUUCACCCCAGUCAAGGGAAGGAUUCACCUGGUGCCACAGACCGAAGCCAGAACCGUGCAAGAGGUGGUGAACGCCCUCAAUGACGCCAUAGACAGCAGAGAAGAAGGGAUCAUGGUGAAGGAUCCGUUAUCCAUCUACAAACCUGACAAGCGAGGGGAGGGAUGGCUGAAAAUAAAGCCAGAAUACGUUGAUGGAUUGAUGGAUGAGCUUGACCUGCUGAUUGUCGGUGGCUACUGGGGGAAAGGGAGACGGGGUGGUAUGAUGUCCCAUUUCUUAUGUGCCAUUGCUGAAGCUCCAAAGCCUGGCGAGAAACCUUCACUUUUCCACAGCUUCUGCCGCAUCGGCUCUGGAUACACCAUGAAGGAGCUGUAUGACCUCGGUUUGAAGCUAGCCAAGCACUGGAAAGUGUACCGGAAGAACGACCCGCCGGCGUCCAUCCUGUGUGGCACAGAGAAGCCAGAAGCCUACAUCGAACCCUGCAACUCUGUCAUCAUCCAAGUCAAGGCGGCCGAGAUAGUCGGGAGCGACAUGUAUAAAACCAACUGUACCCUCCGCUUCCCCAGGAUCGAGAAGAUCCGUGAUGACAAGGAGUGGCACCAGUGCAUGACUCUGGCAGAGCUGGAUCAGUUCCGCAGCAAGGCGUCGGGGAAACUCGCCUCGCGCCACCUUCACAUCAACGACAACGAACUGCAAAAGAAGAAGCGCAAGGUGGCAGCCAAGCCCAAGAAGGUGAUCGGGCUCAUCGACCACUUCAAGCCUCAGGACCUCUCCGGGGUUACCAAGGAGACGGAUAUGUUUGAAGAUGUGGAGUUCUGCAUCCUGAACGGCACCGAGGAUCACCCCAAGGCCGAGCUGGAGAAGGGCGUGGCCAGGUGUGGAGGAAUCGUGGUUCAAAACCCAGGACGGGACACCUACUGCGUGAUUGCCGGCAUGGAGAACAUGCGUGUGAAGAACCUGAUUUUGUCCAACCAGCACGACGUGGUUUGGCCCUCAUGGCUGCUGGAGUGCCUGAACCAGAAGGAAGUGGUGCCAUGGCAACCACACCACAUGAUCCACAUGUCGCCCUCCACCAGGGAACACUUUGCCAAGGAGUACGACAGCUACGGCGACAGCUACUUUGUGGACACAGACGAGCAGCAGUUGCGAGAGGUCUUCGGCAGGAUCGGCAGUGGGGGCGUGGCGGCGGCUGCGGCUGCGGCCGUGGACCUCGCGCAGGUCGAGCAGCGUUACAGCUGGGACGACCUUCCCACCAGUAUGUUCAGACCCUUCACAGUUUACAUGGACAGCUAUGCUGACAUAGGAGACCCUGAAACUGCCAUACCUGCCACCUGUUUGGACAUCCGGGCGCUGGAGUUUCGAUACCACGGGGGCACAGUGGUGCAGGAGUUGGAGGAAGGAGUCUCUCACGUCAUAAUCACAGAGGAAACACGACUUCUGGAUUUCAAGACUCUGAGGCGGCGCUUUAGGAAGAAGUUUAAGAUCGUAAAAGACUCAUGGGUGACUGAUUCAAUUGAAGCAGGGUAUCUGAUGAAUGACGAUAACUACUUGGUUUAAUGAGGGUUCUGGUGAUAUAUACAGAUUUAAGACACUGGAGGAAUAUCCUGUUUUUAUCAAGCAUUUUAAUUCAUUCUUAAUAAGAUUAGUAAUAAACACUUAAAGAAAAGCUGAACAAUUAAAAACUCACCAUCAACAUUAAGGGUGAGAUAAGAGGUUUUAAGACGUGACUGUACAGGGAUGUUACUUCACUUACUUUCAUGCAAAGUUGAUGAGUUUUAUCUUCUGUUUUUAAUGAUUAAAGCUGCUUGUUAUUAGUUUUAAAUGAAUAUGCCACUAUAAAGUUUUUUUUUCAGUUCAAAAAGUUAGAGUUGCAUUAUGAGACAUCACAGAAGGUGUUUUGGUUUCUCUUUAAACCUUUAGCUGAUUUACUGGAGAGGAGAAGAGGUUUUCCACUUUACCAAAACUGGAACACUGCGUAUGAUUUCUGGGAAUAUAAAGGUUCUGUUUCUCAAAAUACUUUUAACUGUUCUUAGAUUUGAACUUAUCCAAUCCACAGCGGACUAAUGUAAAUCAGUAAAGCCUGGGGAACAGAUGAGUGCACAACGACUAGGGAAUACUCCACCAGGAAUAUGGCCCAUUCUUAUUGUUUCAUUUUAAAUGGGCAGUCCAGUGAUUUAGUAUCGCAAGAUUGGUCAAAAUUGAAGCAACAGAAGGCGAGACGUUCUGAUUUUUAGUACAAUGUAGGGGGCAAACUCCUAUAAACAUCCUAUAUUUCCCAAAAUGCAACUGGAUAGCAUCUUUGUUAGACCCUCCUUGAUAGGUGGUGGCCUUUUGAUAAAAGGAAACAGUGAAAUUCUUCCUGUGCCUUUUGUGCUUUUAUGUCUGUGUAAUUACUAAAUUAAGUACAACCCUAAUAAAUAAUUUGAUUUGGUAAAAAACAGCAUUAACAUUGACUGUUUGAGUGACUAAUGAAUUUUAAAAAUUGGUAAUUAACUUAAAAACGAGCGUCUGUGUGAA